Molecule: messenger RNA, 1091 nt
Organism: Moneuplotes crassus
Lineage: Eukaryota; Ciliophora; Spirotrichea; Euplotida; Euplotidae
Source: the annotation of a GenBank genome assembly
CAUCAGCUAAAAAUAUGAUUUAUUCUAAAUUACCGGACGAUCUGCAAUGCCCCUCCAAAUCAGUGCUCAUCAGCUAUGAUGAGUCCAUGAUUUUGGCUGAGGAAAUAGCAAAUGAUUACAAAUCAUUUGAGAUUCUUGACAAUGAUAACAAAGAGGGAAGUCAAUAUAAAAGUAUUGGAAAUGAUCAUAAUUCUUCUCAAGGUUACAUAUUUGGCAUCACUUGUGCUGUUCUCUCAUCUGUAUGUUAUGCUAGCAAUAUUGUGUUUGGAAAACUAGCCUUGAGAAGAAACCCAAUGCUGACCACUUAUGAUAUUAAUUUUGUAAGAGCUAUUGUUGCUGUAUUUGUUACUUCUUAUCAGGUGCAUAAGAAUAACGUCCAGCUGACGAAAUGCUCUAAGAAGGCACUUAUUCUUCUGAUUGCAUGAAAUAUUUUAGGAGCAUGAAGAUGAUAUCCAACAGUAUGGGCUUACAAAUAUAUAUCGGCUACAAAAUGUAUUUUGAUUAUAAACACUUGUCCUCUCUUUGUGAUAAUUAUCGGAGGAUUAUUCCUAUCUGAAAAAGUGACUUAUAUCAAUUACUUAGUUGGUUUAAGUGCUAUUUUUGGGUGAUAUGUGCUAACAUUAUCCAAAUCAGAUGAGAGUGUACCAAACUCAAAUCCAUUGCUUGGAUAUAUCUUUGCUUUUAUUGCUUGACUCUCAAGAGCAGGAAAUAGUUCAAUGCAGAGAGUACUCUCGAAUAUUUGGCAUUAUAUGGUGUUUCCAUUUUAUUUCUCAUUUACACUUUUUCUCGUGUCACUUAUCGCAUGGAUAUUCUUUGAUGGACUAAUAAAUAUAGGGUCUUAUGAUCUCAUAGAUGUCUUAUUGCUUAUAUGCACAUCAUUUGGAACCACAUUCGGGUUGAUAUUGAUCGGAUUGAGUUUGAAAUAUCUUCCAGCAUCUACUGCUGCCCCAAUAGCCAACCUUGAAGUUGCCUUUGGGUUUAUUGCAGACGUCCUUAUUUUCCACUACGAGUUUUAUUUCAGUGACUUUUUGGGAGCCUGAAUUAUAUUCUCAGCCUUAGGGGUUCAUAUCAUGAUGCAAUGCUACAAAUAA